UUUUCCAGAAUGUUAACUGAAGCCACGUCGUUGGAAUUUGAAAGCUUUCUAACAGAAAAAACUGUAAUAUUACCUUUUCUUUUUCUUUCUCCAAUUUUCUCUCUUUUCCCCAAAAAACUGGAAAUUACAUCAAAUUUUCAAAACCCUGUUUUACAUUUCCCCCAAAACGAUUAAAUUCUCGUUCAUUUUCGAUAUUUUUUCAUAACACAUUGAUUUAUUUUUAUUUUUUUCACCUAUUUCAUUUUCCCUCCAAAAUUAAUUCCGCUUCUUAAAGAAAAUCUUGUCAAUCACAUUAGAUAAAUUCUUGGUUUUUGGGAGAUCCAGGAUUUGAAUUGUUGUUUGUUUAUGAAAAUUUGAUCAUUUUCUCAACUUGGGUUGUUAAGAAUUUGUAUUAAUUUUUCCAAUUUUUAUCAUUCACCCUGAUUUGCCUUCAAAAUUGUGCUUUGCAUUUGGGGUUGAUAUUUUUCUGCAACUUUAUCAAAUUUGGUUUGUUUUAUAGGGUUUAUAUUUCUGGAUCAUCGAUAUCGUUUUAGGGAAAUGCAAUGUCACCAUUGAUUUUGGUUCUUGACAUCAUCUUGAUAUGAAAAACCCUGAACCCAAUUGGGUGAUCAUAAGACAAAUAGGCAUUGGUUAUUGAGCGGCGAGGUGGGAGAAGGGGUUGUGUUUAGUAUGAGAUGGGGAACAACUGCAUUUCAAAGCUUAUUCAGGUUGGGUUUUGGUGCAAGCCACCAAAUCAGACAAUUGGAGAUGGUGCAAACGGCGAUAUCAAAGGAAAAGAUAGGUCAAUAGAUGUGCAAUUUAAGCCACCUGAGGUAGUGAAGAUUGACAGUAAAUUAGGCAGACAAGAGAGCCGGUUGAAUAGACAAGAGAGUCGAGUAGGGAGGCAGGAGAGUCGAGUAAAUAAGCAAGAGAGCCAUGUAGGGAGGCAAGAAAGCCGGUUAGGAAGGCAGGAGAGCAGCAGGAUGGGGAGGCAGGAGAGCAGGAUGGGAAGACAAGAGAGUAAAAUAGUAAGGCAAGAGAGUCGAAAGAGAAAUGUUAAUGGAGGAGACCAGGAAAAGACCAAGAAGCGGCCAGUAAAUGUGAAAAGGGUGGCUAGUGCAGGGCUGCAAGUGCACUCGGUUUUAAGAAGAAAGACUGGAAAUCUGAAGGAAUUUUACUCUUUAGGGAAAAAACUUGGACAUGGGCAGUUUGGUACUACCUUCCUUUGUGUGGAGAAAGCCACUGGGAAAGAAUAUGCUUGCAAAUCAAUCGCGAAAAGAAAGCUGAUUAACAAGGAAGACGUGGAUGAUGUGAGAAGAGAAAUCCAGAUUAUGCAUCACUUGAAGGGGCAUCCUAAUGUGAUCACUAUUAAUGAUGCCUAUGAAGACGGCGUGGCUAUUCAUGUUGUCAUGGAGCUUUGUUCUGGAGGUGAACUUUUCGAUAGAAUUGUCAAGAGGGGGCAUUACACAGAAAGGAAGGCAGCUAAUCUUGCUAGGAUCAUAGUUAGUGUUGUUGAAGCCUGCCACUCAUUAGGAGUCAUGCAUCGUGAUCUUAAGCCUGAGAAUUUUCUUUUCGUGGAUGAGAAGGAGGAAUCACCUCUCAAAACUAUAGACUUCGGAUUGUCAAUAUUUUUCAAGCCAGGGGAUGUCUUCAACGAUGUGGUAGGGAGUCCAUAUUAUGUAGCACCUGAGGUAUUGCGCAAACGUUAUGGUCCUGAGGCUGAUGUUUGGAGUGCUGGAGUGAUCCUUUACAUUCUCCUAAGUGGAGUGCCUCCUUUCUGGGCAGAAACUGAGGAGGAAAUAUUUGAAGAAGUCCUGCAUGGUGAUCUUGAUUUUAUUUCUGAUCCAUGGCCUAAUAUCUCGGAUGGUGCAAAAGACUUGGUUCGCAGAAUGCUUGUAAGGGACCCUAAGAAAAGAUUAACUGCACAUGAAGUUUUAUGCCACCCCUGGAUUAUGGCUGAUGGAUUGGCUCCUGACAAACCUCUUGAUCACUCAGUCAUUUCGCGAUUGACACAGUUCUGUGCCAUGAAUAAACUUAAGAAAAUGGCCCUUAGAGUUAUAGCUGAGAGGCUUUCAGAAGAAGAGAUAGCAGGACUCAAGGAGAUGUUUAAGAUGAUAGACACUGAUAACAGCGGGCAGAUUACUUUUGAAGAGCUUAAGAAUGGGCUGAAAAGAUUUGGAGCUAACCUCGAAGAGUCUGAGAUUCAUUAUCUAAUGCAAUCUGCAGAUGUUGAUAACAGUGGGACUAUUGACUAUGGAGAAUUUAUCGCGGCUAUGUUGCAUCUCCACAGAGUUGACAAAGAAGACCAUCUAUGUGCAGCUUUUGCCUACUUUGACAAAGAUGGAAGUGGAUACAUUACAAAAGAUGAACUACAACAAGCAUGUCAGGAUUUUGGCAUGGACGUUGUUCAUGUUGAAGAAAUCAUCAAUGAAGCAGACCAAGAUAAAGAUGGUCGUAUAGAUUAUAAUGAGUUUGUUGCGAUGAUGCAAAGAGGAAAUGUUGAUAUUGGUAGAAGACACAAACAUUCAAGUUCUACAAUACAGUGCAGCUUGUUAUCGUUCCUAGAAGGUGUACGUGCUGGAUAUCCUGAUGAUGGUAACAUGAUCAUGUUCUUGUGCUCAUGUGUCUAA
Molecule: messenger RNA, 2609 nt
Organism: Chenopodium quinoa (quinoa)
Lineage: Eukaryota; Viridiplantae; Streptophyta; Magnoliopsida; Caryophyllales; Amaranthaceae
Product: calcium-dependent protein kinase 26-like
Exons: 8
Coding region: 675-2609 (644 amino acids)
Biological process (GO): intracellular signal transduction; peptidyl-serine phosphorylation; protein autophosphorylation
Cellular component (GO): cytoplasm; nucleus
Molecular function (GO): calcium/calmodulin-dependent protein kinase activity; calcium ion binding; calcium-dependent protein serine/threonine kinase activity
Source: RefSeq, a predicted model, not a curated record